Messenger RNA from Pimephales promelas (fathead minnow), 3663 nucleotides. It is a transcript of the gene edem1, whose product is annotated as ER degradation enhancing alpha-mannosidase like protein 1. The record is from RefSeq and is a predicted model, not a curated record. Gene Ontology annotation, biological process: mannose trimming involved in glycoprotein ERAD pathway; endoplasmic reticulum mannose trimming; carbohydrate metabolic process. Gene Ontology annotation, molecular function: mannosyl-oligosaccharide 1,2-alpha-mannosidase activity; calcium ion binding. Gene Ontology annotation, cellular component: membrane. Lineage: Eukaryota; Metazoa; Chordata; Actinopteri; Cypriniformes; Leuciscidae.
AGCGUUGAGGAUCAGGGAUGGGCUGGUUUGUUGACAGGAAGUGUGUGAGAACUGAAAGCGGGAGGAAAACUGUUGACUUUUGCGCCUUGGUAAGUCGCAACGUCGAAGUAAAUUAUGUCUUUUAAGGACGACAGCAGGCAAAGAUGCAAUGGAGGUCAAUAGUCGUGGGUCUUCUUGUUUUGAGAGUGCUGCUAAAUUGCGCGGUGUGGCUAGUGUUUGGACUGGGACCCAGCUGGGGCUUUGACUUCCCCAUUAAAUUCUCGUUCAACUUGCAUAAAAUUGAACUUCUCAAUGAUGGCGAGAGAGUCACCGUCAAAACUAACCAGUGGCCACAGCAAGUGUACGACCACAGAAACCUUCAAGCAAAGACCUGCUCCAAGAUUAAUGGGGAUUCACCCAAGAAGUCCUAUCUCAGCUUCUUUCAGGAGGGCAGAGAUGAAUAUGACAGAAAGUACAGCUCUUUCCCUGACGCGCUGAAAGUGAAAAUGAGGGGAAUGGCGCGAGACAUGUUUUAUUUCGGAUAUGAUAACUACAUGAAGUUUGCCUUUCCAGAGGAUGAACUUAACCCUAUAGCUUGUGAAGGUCGAGGGCCUGACGUCCUCAACCCGUCAAAUAUCAACAUCAACGAUGUCCUUGGAAACUACUCCUUGACCCUCAUCGAUGCUCUUGAUACGCUGUUGGUGCUUGGAAAUGUGACAGAGUUUCAUCGAGCUGUUAAACUGGUGAUUGAGACGGUGUCUUUUGAUAAGGACUCCACUGUUCAAGUCUUUGAGGCUAACAUUAGAAUCCUUGGCAGUUUGAUCUCAUCCCAUAUUCUGCUGACUGACCCACUGCAUCCUUUUGGGGACAUAGAGCUAAAGGACUAUGACAAUGAGCUGCUGCACCUGGCACAUGACCUGGCUGUUCGACUGCUACCUGCCUUUGAGAACACUGGCACAGGCAUCCCCUAUCCCAGGGUGAAUUUAAAGAAAGGUGUCCCUCCUGACAGCAUUAAUGAGACGUGUACGGCAGGGGCGGGUUCUCUGCUCGUGGAGUUUGGCAUUCUUAGCCGUUUGAUUGGCGACUCCACAUUUGAAUGGGUCGCCCGGCGGGCUGUUAAAGCUCUGUGGAACUUGAGAAGCAAUGAAACUGGGCUGUUGGGGAAUGUGGUGAACAUUCAGACUGGUCAGUGGGUGGGGAAGCAGAGCGGUCUUGGUGCCGGCAUGGACUCAUUCUAUGAGUACCUCCUUAAGUCUUACAUCUUAUUUGGAGAGAAGGAAGAUUACAUGAUGUUCUCUGCAGCUUACGAGAGCAUUCAGAGUCACCUGAGAAGAGGAAGAGAGGCGUGUAAUGAAGGGGAGGGUGACCCACCACUGUAUGUGAAUGUGAACAUGUUUAAUGGGCAGAUCAUGAACACAUGGAUUGACUCCCUGCAGGCAUUCUUCCCUGGACUACAGGUUUUGAAUGGAGAUGUUGAAAACGCCAUUUGCCUUCAUGCCUUCUACUAUGCAAUCUGGAAGCGUUUCGGGGCUCUUCCUGAGAGAUACAACUGGCAGCUUCAGGCCCCAGAUGUCCUCUUCUACCCUUUAAGACCUGAACUAGUGGAAUCCACAUACCUGCUAUAUCAGGCAACCAAGAAUCCUUUUUAUCUUCAUGUUGGGAUGGACAUCCUUGAAAGCCUUGAAAAAAAUACCAAAGUUAGGUGUGGUUAUGCCACUCUCCAUCAUGUGGUGGAUAAGUCCAAAGAAGAUCGCAUGGAGAGUUUCUUCCUCAGUGAAACCUGCAAAUACCUUUUUUUGCUCUUUGAUGAAGACAACCCACUGCACAAGUCUGAGAAUAAGUACAUCUUCACUACAGAAGGCCAUGUAGUGCCGAUAGAUCAACGCUUCAGGGAGAAAAGUUGGGAAGAGCAAUUCCCAUGUGAAGAGCCUGCCAAAGAGUCCCCAGCCAACACGAGCAACUGUGAAAGAAUUUCCGAAGAGAGACGUUAUGGGCUUCCUCUAAAGAGCAUGUACAUGAGGCAAAUCGACCACAUGGUGGGGCUGUCCUGACAUCCGUUCUGCUCCCUGGAGGUCUCAACACUUACAAACCCCCUGGAGGGGUACAAUAACUCUCCCAUCAGAGAACUUUGCAGUCUCUUUUUUUUUUCACAUGGAGUGGCAAGGUAUUUGGUCAACAAAUCAACCAGAAUGUUUUGUUGUGUUGUGAGUGUAUAUAUAUUUGGCAUGAAAAGUGUCAUUCUUAAGUUGGACCAGGUGUUUGGGUUUGGUUACAUACUCCAGCCAGCAAAGUCCACAGCAUUAAAAAAAAAGCUCAUUCAGGGAAGUUUGGCUACAGAAUCGUAAAAUCAAUCACAAAACUGUUUUAGAUUCCUAAGGCUGAUCGCCUUCUGCAUUGUGCAACAGUGUGUUACACGUUUUCUUCAGUGCCAUGUUUAAUGAAACUUGACCUAGUAUUAUUAAGGGCUCUAAUGGGUUGACAGAUGGUAUGCAUGUUUCAAUUUCCUUCUCAAGGAACAAACAUUCAAAUAAGCUUUAUACUAGAAAACAGUUGUUUAUCCAGUAUAUGUCCUUCAGGAACACGAACAGAUUGGCUUCAUUUAUAUAAAUCAAACUGCUAUCUGAUGACUUUGCAAUUUGACACAUUCUUCAUUGUUAAUUUUGUGCCUUGGUUUGCAAGGUAUAGAACACUGUGGCCUAUUCUUUUUUUGUUUGUUUAUUUGCAUGAUUCCAUAUUUCCAACUGUACCCAUUCAGAUGUUUCGGUCAGUGUAUUGUGAUAAAAUUGGAAAGGUUUUGUUAUGUAGCAUACAUAUUUGGUAAGUUUGAAAUCUUCACUCAUUCGUGUAUUUUGACAGAACAAACCUCAUAAUUUGUUACAUUUUGCACAGCUGGUCGAGGAAGUUGUGUAGAUUCUUGCUCAAUUAGGUCUAGUAAUUAGUCUCCACUCUUCUAUUUUGUGUUUAAACAAACAAGAAAAUAAUUACAUGCAUUAAAAAUCCAAAAAUGUUUUUGGACCAAAUAUUACAACAUUUUACAAAAACUUGUGCCUUUAACAAAGUUCAUUUUUCUUCAGUCCUCAGGAUCAGUAAUUUGCCAUGAUGCAGUCACUCAAGAGGUGAUAUGCAUGUAAUGUGUCAGUAACAUUGUUAACAUUUUCUCUUUUAAUGCUUCGAUGUCGGUGCAUAUGUUUUCUGAACAAAAGUCGAAAAUAAGGGAUUCUGAGAAUGAUCAUUGUGCUGUUGAGACUGAGAGAAGGAUUAAUUUCUUCGGUAAUAUAGAUUAUUUCCUUGGGGUACGUAUGGAGGAUACUCUCAGUAAUUAGGGGUUGAUAUUUAUUCUGAUUUGUUUUAUCAAAAACAAGUAUUCGAAUUAAAGUUGACUAGAAUAAUAUUGAUCGGCUUGUUGAUUUUAUGGUGAUUUAAAGAGACAAAGGUGGAUGUCUACACGGUGUAUUUUAUUAAAUCGAAAUUAAAACCAUGACUUGGCAAAACCGUUUAAGAGUCUUAACUUGAUUGAGUUGAAAUUGCAAAAGGCACGAGAUAGAAUCAGUGUGUGCUACUGUAAAAUCAUUCUAUUAAACGUAAUUGAAACUGUAAAAAUGCUUUGAAUAUUUAUAACACUGUAAUGCAAAGCCAUUGGAACAGAUUCAUUAAUAAACCUUAUUAAUAAAAGCUUUACUUUUG